Molecule: messenger RNA, 885 nt
Organism: Porites evermanni
Lineage: Eukaryota; Metazoa; Cnidaria; Anthozoa; Scleractinia; Poritidae
Source: the annotation of a GenBank genome assembly
AUGUCUGAACUAGGAUUUGGCCUCUCUUUAGCGUCCAUUCCAUUUUAUGUUGUUGGAUUUGUUGGAAAUGUGCUCGUGAUACGAAUUGUGCACAAAACUCGAGAAAUGCACACACCGACUAAUUAUCUUCUAGCGAGCAUGGCCAUAAGCGAUGCUAUCACCAUCGUAUUGUGGCCUUUGUACUUCUUUGAGUUUGCGAAAUUCGUUUGCAAAGUUGUCGUCCUUAUUGAAAUAUCUAUAGUGGUUUCGUCUAUUACGAUUACUGUACUAGCAGUGGAAAGAUACAACGCUUUACUGAAACCUUUUAGAACAGGACUUCGGUUGAGUGAAGAUAACAUCAAGAAGCGCAUUGCUCUCAUUUGGUUUGUAAGCAUCCUUAUAUGCCUUCCAGAAUUCUUCCUCAAUGAAUGGAGCGAAUAUUAUUCGACAUGUGUUGGAGCAUGGAGGUUACACAUGAAUUAUCCAAGUAAAAUUUACGUGGUCAUAAACACAAUCCUCAGUUCUUAUAUCCCACUAGCAGUCGUCUGCUACUGCUAUGGCUCCUUGAUAUGGGGACUUUACUUUACAAACACGGUAUGUCCGGAAACAGAUGAAGACAGAAGCUCCGAGAAAAGAAAACUUGUUACGACCUUCCUACUUGUAACUGUGGGAUUUUUUAUCGCUAACACACCAACAGCAAUUUUUUAUACAGGCGUAGCAUCUGGGCUUCCUGUGGAGACAAACUCUAAGUUGUAUUAUGAUGUCUUACUUGUGAUAGAUUUUGUGUUUGUUUCCAGUUUUUGUUUUAACCCCAUUAUCUACGCUUUUCGCACUAAAAAUUUCCGAGAAGGCUUUAGACGGACAAUUUCUUGUCGUAAACCACCACAACAGAAUGAGAUCUCCUAG